UUAAUCCAAACAGUUAAACUUGUUAACAACAACCAUAACCUAUGAUGUACCUGCAACUCGACUUUUCCACCAUUGAAUUAUUAUUAUAUCAUAAAACAACGUAAACAGCUAAAAUGAUCUUAUUCCAAACCUUGGUAAGAUGGCGGAUGUUAAGGCAAAGACGCUCGUAAAGCCCGAGGCUGUGGCUGUCAAAAAGGGUCGUCCCAGGAAUUACGACCUUGGGAAUGGAAUUUAUAGGUUCAGUAGAACCCGAAUGUUCCACAAGAAGGCUAUAUACAAAUUUCUUGACAAAAAAACUCCCAAGACCGUGAAGCCCAAGAAGCCCGUAACCAUUGAGAAAAAAAUCAAUGGUGAAAAGAACGGAGGUACUCGUAUCGUUCGUCUCCAGAAGAGACGUGCUGCUUAUCCAACCACCGAUCCGAUAACAGUUCAUCACGCAAAAAAUACUUUCCGUGAUCAGACACGUUAUGUACGACCAACCCUGACACCUGGAACAGUUUGCAUUCUUUUAGCAGGGCCACACAAGGGCAAACGGGUUGUUCUGCUGAAGGUGCUCAAGAGUGGUCUUCUUCUCGUGACCGGGCCAUUCCUCAUAAACGGCUGUCCACUUCGUCGUGUCAGCCAAAAUUACGUCAUAGCUACAUCUACCAAGAUUGAUAUUGCUGACGUGCAGCUCCCAGACACCCUGAGUGACGAAGACUUCAAGAGGAAACGCGACAAGCGUGCCAAGAAGGAAGAGGGAGAUAUCUUCCGCCAAAAGAAAGCGCAAUACAAACCGAGCGAGGCGAGAAAGUCCGACCAGAAGGUCGUGGACAAACUCAUCAUCACGGCGAUUAAAAAACGUGAAGACAAGAAGAUGCUCUUCACGUACUUAUCAGCAAUGUUUGGUCUGCGUAGCAGCCAAUAUCCACACAGAAUGAAGUUCUAAACUGUGUAAUUUUUCAAAUAAAAUUAAAAAAAACAUCA
Molecule: messenger RNA, 966 nt
Organism: Diachasmimorpha longicaudata
Lineage: Eukaryota; Metazoa; Arthropoda; Insecta; Hymenoptera; Braconidae
Product: large ribosomal subunit protein eL6-like
Exons: 4
Coding region: 140-928 (262 amino acids)
Biological process (GO): ribosomal large subunit assembly; cytoplasmic translation
Cellular component (GO): cytosolic large ribosomal subunit; ribosome
Molecular function (GO): RNA binding; structural constituent of ribosome
Source: RefSeq, a predicted model, not a curated record